AUGCGACCGACGAUACACAGGCCGGAUCUGGGCACUCUGAGAGCCAUUCUGAAUGGCCACGCAGAUCAGGAAACCGACAAUGACACGAGAAAAAGGGUCAAAUUGCUCAGAUACAUCAUUGUCGACGUGUACGAGGAACUGGUGACCACGUUUGUACCGCGGUGGACACAUGCAGACUGGGCCUGGUGUAUGAGAGUUGUGGUUGAAAAGUGUCUGCGAGAUAUCAUGCGUAUGGGGCUCAUCACCUCUAUCUAUGAUCUUGUCUAUUCUCUGUUUGUGGGUUAUGUGGGAGCUCCUGUCACGAAGGAACGCCUGCUGAGGUUUGCCGGCGGUUACCACAACCCCUCCACCAAGUUCAAGGAUGCCUACGAUAUUACUGUGGCGUAUUUCAGCAUGUUUGAUCACGACGAGAAGAAUGUGCAAGAGUUCUUGGCCGAACAUGACGAGACUACCGCUCUGGAAUACCUUCAAAUGGGCUACCUAGAAAAGACACCGAUGUUUCAAGAACAAGCGACGGACGAUAUAGAGGUGCUGGAGACCUAUUUCGCUAUCCGAACGUACCUCUGGCGAAACGCAAGGUCGGCAUACUUUCAACUGAAAAGAGAUGGCGUGGAGGUUUAUGACUUUGAUGUUGUUUUCGAGCAGCAAACCCCUCCUUUUCUGCCGAAUGUAUUCAUCAACCUCGCACUCAUCUUUUUUACGGCUUGUGGAUGGCUGCCGGUAGGAGACAAUGUUGGACUGUUCAGAUACCAGAACAUGUGGUUGGAGAACAGAACUAAAGGAGACCCGGGACUUCAGGACAAACUGUAUGCCUUGUUUAGAGCCCAAGGAAACCCCAGAAGUGACUGGGAAACGUGGUGGAAGAAGCUGAAUCCACUUCAGCGAGAUGUGGCUCAUGAUCGCAUGACUCUCAUAGGUCCUGGACUGCUGGACGUGGCUUCUACGCCCUCACCCAGACCCGUGGACCAAUUCCUGGUCAUGUUUCCUAGGGCGACAACAGAAGUUAGCCCAACAGUUCAGCAUUUUGUGGCAAAUCAGCUCCAGAUGGGCCAGGUGCUGCAUUCUGAGUUCCUACUCAGCAUAAGGAGAUACAACAAGAUGAGAUGGGACAGAGAGCAGUCGAGCAGGCUGAAAAAAGAUACCGGCACCAAAUGGGAUGGCCCGAAAGGGUACGAAAAGAUUUACAAUACGGUUCCAUCCGGAUAUUUUGACAAUUUGGUGGACAAGAACUUCUAUCUCGAUGACUACAUCUUUGAGGACAAGGUGUAUGGUAUUCCUAGCCCCGCUACUGAAGGCAGACUGAUGGGAUUGCCGUUCCAAGAGCAUCUCGAGACACUUCAGAGAACCAAGGAGUUUUUCUUUUUCAAGUCCAUGUUCACAGACUCACGUGACAAAAUCAACACUUACUACGGCAUGUUUCUCCAGGCAUGUAUUGAAUACUCCAACAUACACGACCCAGAAAUAUGGUAUAAUGAGGACGAUGAUUGGGUUGAUUGGUAUGUUACCGAUGAGGAGCAUCCUCUGGUGGUCAAAGACAGACGACUAUUUGUACAGCCGAUGCCGUCAGAAGAGAGAACUCUGGUGAUAGAAGGAGACGAGUACCAUGUUUCUGAAAGGGGGACUGUCUGCUACGCCUAUGAUCCUGAGGGAAAGCCCAUCUAUGCGACGGCCUACUACUGCCAAAAAGUGCUGGACAAUCUUCUCGGUAAGUGUGCUUUCGCUCCUCUUGUGGGAGUCUGUCACAAGAACAGCAACUACAUGGUCCAGUUACCUCGAUUGGAGGUGACAGAAUACAUGGGAGGAGAAACAGUUUUGUUGUGGAGAGGUUACGAGUUGGUGGAUUUGGACUUGACGUAUUGGCACAAACAUCUGGGCCAUGCGGACAAGCAGAAGUUGAAGAGGUAUCGAAAGGUGAUCAAGGGGAUGCCACCGUAUUUCUGGCAGUCCAGAGCAGCAUGUGAGGAGUGUUGGUAG
This is a messenger RNA of Yarrowia lipolytica CLIB122, 1974 nucleotides long. RefSeq lists its product as uncharacterized. The record is from RefSeq and is a predicted model, not a curated record. Lineage: Eukaryota; Fungi; Ascomycota; Dipodascomycetes; Dipodascales.